AUGCCUGCCAGCCAGAUCGCCUCACCUCUUCCCAUUCCUCCUCAGCGGAGAAAUCUGCGCCUGAUGACGGGCCAAGAUCUAUACACGAGUUUAAACGCGACUCUCGCCUCAACCACCCACCGACCAGUGACGCCUGUACACAUGAUUCAAGAGAAUGACUACAGCGUUCCCGCUCCUCCCCCACCAAGCCCCGUAUCAUUCGCCUCGGACCACUGGCAGUCAUCGAUCCGCCGAUGA
Molecule: messenger RNA, 237 nt
Organism: Colletotrichum orchidophilum
Lineage: Eukaryota; Fungi; Ascomycota; Sordariomycetes; Glomerellales; Glomerellaceae
Exons: 1
Coding region: 1-237 (78 amino acids)
Source: RefSeq, a predicted model, not a curated record